AUCCAGGAUAUUUUUGCUUUUUGAAUAGUGACCAACGCUAACGCAUCGCGUAAAAAAAGGAGGGUUUUCUUUUCCUAGUGUUGUGUAGUUAAGUGUAGCAGAUUUUUUUUUUAAGACCAGCUUGCUUCAUACUAGUAUUCUCUCUAAGUAAAUGUAGCUAGACCAUGUCCUCCGGCGACGUCCACAUCGACGGCUCCGCAGAUCGAAGUCGUUGAAGUAGAAUCUCGAAAGGUCAUUUCCAAGAACCUGACCUUUACUCCCGCAGCAUAUUUUUUUCCGAAGAAAGCGCAAACGCGACCGCUUCUUCGUUACAUGGUAUCGAUGACGUACCCACUUUGAUCCCUCACGAACUUUACCACUCGUCUCACCGUCGCGCGCCCCUUCCUUCUACCACUGUCACCGAUCUUCGAAUCACGAACCUCGGUAUAACACAACACCCGUGAACAAACCAGCUUUCUAUGGUAAUCCGGAAUAACAUCAACCUCAACAGCAUCUUCUUCAGCCGUUCCGAAGAUAAAUUUAAAUGUCUACAACCCACGUCUUAAUAGUACUACCUACAUGAUGAAGUAGACUACACGCCGUUCCCUUCCCUUCUCUUCCAAGUGACGACUACUUUACCAACGACUACUACUUCCAAGCGCUCGCGGAAAGAUGAAUCACGUUCCGGAGAAUUUUGGGGCUUCGAUUCCUCGCUUCUCCCCUACCCCCUCAGGAAGCACCUUCCAAUAUCAUAUAGCAAUACGGCACGGGCUUCAAGAAUGGGAAGUAAUCAAGCGAUUCAGCGACUUCGACGCUUUGUUGUACCAAUUGGAUGACUCGAGGUAUGGAAAUUUGCCCAAGUUACCGCCAAAAACGCUAUCUAGACCAUUAGACGUGGAAUCAGCGACAGAGAGGCAAAAAGCGUUACAACGACUAUUGCACGAACUCUUGCAGAGGCCAGAUUUGAGAUGCAGUCUGCCAGUGAAGGACUUCUUGGAGGUACUUAAACUUCGAUUGAUUUUGUUUUUCUGGUAAAUAAUUCAGAUAUUCUGUCCACAAAGCAUGGACGUCAAGAACACCUCUUCGGUUCGAUGAAAUCACAAGCGACAUGAUCAUUGGAUCAUCCACAAUUCCUCCUACAGGUCGAGUCUCGCAUUUCCACCCUAGCGGACAAGAACCUCCAACCUGCCAUCAUGCGCACGUUUGAGGAUCCGCGCUAUUCCGUCUCUUCCAUCGUCCCAGUCCCCAGAGAAACAUGCGUGCUUGCUGUACAGCAAGACGCUAGUAGUCUUUCGCGGUUGGGUCGUGUCUGGACGAUAGUAGAGCCUGACGAGCUAGGGAUUGUGCACUUGUGGCAACAUACGGGAGAAGGAGGUUGGAGCCGGAAAGAAGACAUUAGUUGUCAUCAAAAGCCAGUUUGCGUAUUGCAUGAUCCGGUGACAGAGAAGAUAUUCGCGGGAUUUAACAACGGACAAGUGAAAGUGCUUGGUACUGACUAAGAUUUGUGACCUUAGUACUGCUUUAGAUUUGUGACAGCAUUUUGUCUUCGUAUGGGGUGGCUGUAACUGAUUACUGAGAUAUUAGUACACCGAUCCCGGGGCGUGUGCGUAUCUAUUCCGCCUGGCGCAUGCUGGGAAAGUGCUAGCGCGUGGCUGGCUGGGUGGUGUUUUGGUGAAUUCCGCCGGGGCCAGAGCGUCCAGAGCAGCCGCCCUGCGCGGUGCUUGUGGGCGUGGCUUGCUCAGACGUGUGCAAACUCUUACGGAGGACUCCCCUGCGGGUUCAGCGCCCGGGGUGGCUGCGUCUUUUGCGGCGAUGGCAGGCGCCGCAGCAGCAGCCGACGGAAGUAGGCGCAAAGAGUUCCGCCGCCCCUUCCGCCUCUAAUCGGCAGCAGCCAAUGGGCUCGCUUAUCGCCUAACCCGGUCGACAAAGACAAAGCCGACGCGCCUAGAAAGUGCGACCCACUCGCCGCCCGCACAUUCUGCGACCCACUAGGGACACAAGGAGAAAGCCCGAGGGAGCAGGGCUCUGCCUCUUCUGCGGGUUGUGGCUGCGCCACUUGAUAAGGCUCACUACGGUCACCAGCCCAAGAGUGAAAAGGUGAGAGCCUUAGGACCUUGCGGGCGCUCUUCGUGGCUUUUGGCUUCGGUCCACAGGGAGAGGGCCGCGGAUGGCGAGACGCGUGUAGCCUUGGCAGCGGCCACCUUCGCUGCCUGGGUGCGCCAUCCUUGAUAAUGUAUCCAACUGGCUCGGCGAUUUCGGGGAGGCGAUCGAAGGACCCGGAAGGCCGCGCGGCGUUGGUGACGCUGCUCAAAGCCCUCGGGCAGCCCUCACGGAUUGGCGCACGGCGGAGCUCUGCAGGGUUCGGCCCAAGAGUGUGGGCGAACAUCUUGGUGCGUAGGUACUCGAAGCAGCUCCCGCGCGCCCCCGAUCCAGUGCACAUGACACCGAGGGAAACGGAACGCGCAGCGCCCCGCGGUGCUUCUGGUAGGUUAUCAGAGUGGGCUGCUCUUGCGGGGCUUCUUUUGUUGCCCCCGCUUGGAACGGUGGGGGCCACGGUGGUGGUGAGGGUGGCGGGCAGUUUCGUGACGCGGUCGCAGCGAUUCAGCGAAAAAAGUCCCACGCAGCGCGGGGCCUCGGUGACAGGGGUGGGCUUGUUUGGCUCGAACGCAGGCAAAAGACGGCCUGCCGGCGGGCUCCUCUUCUCGUCGAUAAUCGUCGCAGAAGAGAGGCGCCGCCUCGGCGCUUAUUGCUGGUGGGUGAAUAGUGUCACACAAACAAUGCCACCAAGCCCGAACACUGACCAGCGGGGUUCCCCGGCUUUUGCUUAUGCGUCACUGGCGGAAGCGAACCAGAACUGCUGCCGCGGGCCUUGGCGGGGUCUCCAGGGUGUUAGGGCCUUUCCGCGUCGUCGUGGUUAGGAAGCUGGGUAAGGAUAUGAGUAGUGAGGACUGCCCACGAGGUGACGCAGCGGGGGGCACUUCCGCGCUGGGCUUGUUUUUUCGGUUUUUUGUAGGCGAAGGCUUGCUCAGGGGUGCCGCUGUAUUGGUGUCUCUGAUGGUGCAAGAGCGGGAUGAGCCUGGGAACCUGAAGGAGCCAAGCCGCCCCCCCGGCAAGGGAGUGGCUGCGCCUGUCUUGGUUGAGUCAAGUGGGUCAGCCUGGCUUGAGUCCCAAGCAAGGAUGUGGUGCUUGUUCUCUUCGGUGGCACUGAUACCCUCGCCAGCAGGCUCCAUGCUGUUCGCGUGUGAUCUACGACCACCCACGCUGCCGGCCGCUGCUGCGCUGCGCGCUGGCGUCGAGGUGUUUAGUUUACCUUGGUCAGGGAAGGGAUCCCUGAAUCACAGCGGUAGCGCUUCCUGAAUAUGUAGCUGACCAACGAACUGGCUGUUCCUGAUGGAGUAUCUUCUAGUCCUUUGCCUUAAGUAGGCAUUGAUUAAGCUAGAUUGAGGUCCCACAGGUGCCUCCUGCGCUGCUGUCAUUCAGGAUACUUCAUUGUGAUCCGACUCUUCAUCGUCAUAAAUACAUUUCAUUUCCACGCCUCCCAAAGCAAUUUACUUACCUAUAAUAUCCCGACCACCUAUAACUACAGGUCUCGAUCUCACACGCACGGUGAAACGAGUUUUUGCCAAUGAUGUAAUCCAAAUGCAUCAUAUGGCUUCGGUCGUGGAUAUGUCCUUGGCUGGUGGGCGGCUGUUGUCCAUAGGAUAUGACGCUAGUAUGCGGAUAAUAGAAACCGGAUCCCAUGCCAUCUGCGGGGGAGGAAAAAUCGGCAAGCGCCUUCCGGAGGACGUAUACCUAACCAAAUGUUUUCUGGAUGCAGACUGUGGAAGGGCGUUUCUGGGCACUAGUGGCUUUGAUGUUUUGGUGUUCUCGGUGGAAAAGAUUAUGGCAUCAUUUGGUCAGUAGAAUAUUUUUUUUUAAAGCACGCAUGCUGCAUGGAGUAGCAUGGAGCGCAUGGAGCGCAGAGCUUUAAGGGGCGCAAGAAGCUCCCCCUUUAGCUCCAUGCUACUCCAUGCGAUCCAUGCACUCCAUGCCGUGCGAGCUGUGAAACCUUAUAAAUUGCUCUGGCCAAUAAGAUGAAUACGGAACAGGAUCAGUAGGUAAACCAGAAGAUGAGGAUGACUUCUGCUAUAAUUCCGACCAUAUCCAUAACCAACCUAGACUAGUAGUACCCAUUCCUUCCUGAAGAAAUGAACGUUCUGCUUCGCUUGAUCAUGGAUGAGUAGAAUGAUGAAGCAACGUGUUGUUCAACUUACGCAACGUGUUCAAGAAGUUACUUUGCCGACGACCGGAUCCACAGCAUCUCCUCUAAUCUGAACCCUCCGGAGUUCUUGUAUCAUUUCGAGUUUCCGUCAAACAACAACAUCGACAUCUUGUCCGUGAGCCCUUCGCAAACCAAUCUCCUGCCGAUUCCCCUAGACGGCCGCUACGUCUCUGGCAUUGCGCGUGCCAACAACGUGAUCGCCAUCGCGCAUUCAAACGAAGUAGCCUUGUUCCCCUACAUGCCGGCUAAACACGAAGACAGGUUGUUCAAGAAGAAGAUCGUGGACUUCUGCGCCUAUGAGGACAGCCACAUCGUGGACUGCUCAGUCGCUAGCGAAAGGAGUGUCAUCGUUGCAGGAUACAGCAAUGGUGGCGUGGCAAUUUGGAACUACGAGGCGCCGACGCCGUUGCUGGUUGUACAAGCACACGAGGGUGGCGUGUCCAGGGUCUUGUGGCUGGAUUCGACGCAUCCCUGGGGACCUGCGUUGUUGACUGGCGGUAACGAGGGUAAAGUUCACACUUGGUCCUUUGACGCGGAUAUCUUCGUAGACUACAAACACUGGACGCCGAACAAGAGUCUGCCAUCGGCUACGACUGCGUCAGGGGGAAUAGGAGGAGCUAACGGAGUAGGUGGCACUUUAGGAGUGAAUGGCGGAGGCGGCGGGCUAGGCGAUAGUGGUCCGCGAAUCGUCGGGAAAUCUACCUUCGCAACGGAGCAAUUGUUGGCACAGUGUAAGGAGGAAACUCCAGAGCAAAGGCCAAUAAGAGCUGGACUACAAGUACCAGAGGCAACACUAUCAGCGCCAACACUGAAACAACCUGACGAAGAAGACUCGGAUGACGAUCUGAGGGGAGUGUUUUGAUAGUAUGUAAGGAACUGUGAGACUACUUUUGCCUUUCCAGCAUCCUUAUACACUGACUGUUGCCCCUUGAACAUGUUGGUGUUUGUCGUUCUCUUUUGUUCGGAGAAACCUUUUCCUUCCUAGACGUUAGCAUAACCUCCUCUACAUAGAUGAUUCCUCAUUUUUAGCGCACGCUUUGAGCUUGCGCAUCCUAAUCUAU
This is a messenger RNA of Amoebophrya sp. A25, 5301 nucleotides long. The record is from the annotation of a GenBank genome assembly. NCBI's taxonomy places the organism in Eukaryota, Dinophyceae, Syndiniales, Amoebophryaceae.